AUGGGCUUCAAAGAUUGCUUGCAGAAUCCUAAUACACUCUCAUCCAUCAACGGAGUGACAAGCCUGUUGAAUGGAGGAGCUUCGGAUCAUGAAUGUUAUGCUUGGCUGCAUCAGCUCUUGAUCAAAAUAUUCGGAUUUGCAAAUAAUACGGGAGGUUGGCUUGUUGAUGCCGAAACUGACGAGAUGAUUUAUGAUGCUGUGAUUAAGUUAUUGGAUCCACACGGACCUCUUUUUAAAGUUCUUCUCGGAAAUAAUCAAAACAUGUAUCAAUUUCCAAUGAACAGGCUUUCCUUCGGGAUGCAAUCAUUUAUUCAACAGUUAAAAAGAAAAUCAAAAGCUAGUAGUGAUGACUAUAACAUUCUUGGUGUGUAUCAACACUCACUCUCUUAUAGAUACUUUUUGAACAAAAUUAAACAAGCAUCUACUCGCGAUACUGGAUCCUUCUUUGUCCUGAAUACUUUUGAGUAUUAUUUGUUUUGCUUUUUUUACUUUUUAACCACCAACACUAGGAUUACACUAAAAACCCAAAGCAAACAGCCUUCAUUUGAGUCUGACAAUGGCUUUUUUUCUAAAUUGGCUCCAGUAAGACCUGAGGCAUCCAGACAGGUUAAACGAGAACCUGUUACCAUUUAUUUGUUAAGCAAGUACUUGAACUUCUUUUUCCCUCUCGAUGGGCACACCUCAUCCAGAGACGCCUACAUUUCCAACAUGUUUCUGUCAGUGCUCUCAGAUUAUUUGUUUAAUCAGAUUAUUCAGGAAUAUGGCCAACCUCAUUCAUUUUCAUCCGAGAUGUUGACAGACCCUGCUAGAUUUUCUUAUUUUGCAUCCGUUACUGUGAAGCAUUGUUUAAAGACAAUUUCUUCUUCAUCAGACAUUUACAAGCAAUUUGACGAGCCACACGCAGCAGUAAACUACAAAGAUGAUAACUUUGCUUCAAAAACUGCUCCCUAUUCACACAUUCAGUAUGCUGCAUAUAGAUUUCUGAAGGCACUCUUUACUGAUUUUCCAUAUGAUAAACCGUUUCCCCUCAAGUACACUAUUAGUUUAUGGAAAGGUCUCAUGAUGCCAUGGAGGUUAUUGAACAACAAUAGUCAGAACCCAUGGCCUCUUUACGUAACCUCAAAUUGGUGCUUUUAUUCCUCAUUAUUUUAUUAUUUCCUUAACUUCAGAUUCCCUUCUGAUUUUUCUAGCGCAUCCUUGUUAGAUCUAGAAAGUAUAUCCACUCUUCUUGACGUGUUCAAAGAACCCAAGUUAUUGGAGUUGCUGAAACAAAUUGAUAACAUCAUUUCCACAACUAAUGUACAAGAAGGAACCCUAUUAUCUCACAUGAACAUUUGUGAAACCGAGCUUUCUAGAGUUGCCCACCUUUUUUCUUUGGAUACGAUCGAUCUAGUGAAUCAAAAGAUAACGGAAAUACAGCUGGCCAAAUCUCAUCAAUUAAGCAGCUCUCCAAGAAUUAUGAGGUUACUCACAAAUAGAGGUAAAAGCUCUGCAGAUACAAGUGUCAGACUAACUUUAAUUACAAAAAUAGCAUCCAAGUUAUCCACCAUCUUUGAUUUGGACGCUCAGCUCAACGAUCCACUUAGAACUCCAUCAGCUUACUCUCCUCGCAGUUUAACAGGCCUUUCUCCAUUCGAGAGUCCUGACACAAUACCAGAAAAUAUUUUACAAACAACAUCAAUAUUUCAUGAAACUGACUCGCUAUCAAGCACUCAUGGCAUGAGAAAAUUAUCUCCAAUUGAUCUAGAUCAUUUCAUCAAUGGAAGAUUUAAAUGCCAAAGGAUGGAUGCAACAUUUAAAUACAACAUUCUCUAUAGACCAAUUGAAACCAAUGAAAUUUCGUGGCUCGUUGUUCCAACAAUACGAUGGUCAGAAUGGUUUUUCAACAAAUUUGGAAAGCAUCAUGAUUAG
Messenger RNA from Naegleria lovaniensis, 1911 nucleotides. RefSeq lists its product as uncharacterized. Gene Ontology annotation, biological process: sphingomyelin catabolic process; glycerophospholipid catabolic process; ceramide biosynthetic process. The record is from RefSeq and is a predicted model, not a curated record. Lineage: Eukaryota; Heterolobosea; Eutetramitea; Acrasida; Naegleriidae. Bases 1 to 1911 code for a protein of 636 amino acids. Gene Ontology annotation, molecular function: sphingomyelin phosphodiesterase D activity. The transcript is spliced from 5 exons.